This is a messenger RNA of Chaetomium globosum CBS 148.51, 1080 nucleotides long. RefSeq lists its product as uncharacterized. The transcript has a single exon. Gene Ontology annotation, cellular component: nucleoplasm; cytoplasm. Gene Ontology annotation, molecular function: F-box domain binding; protein tyrosine/serine/threonine phosphatase activity. NCBI's taxonomy places the organism in Eukaryota, Fungi, Ascomycota, Sordariomycetes, Sordariales, Chaetomiaceae. Bases 1 to 1080 code for a protein of 359 amino acids. Gene Ontology annotation, biological process: negative regulation of SCF-dependent proteasomal ubiquitin-dependent catabolic process; regulation of ERK1 and ERK2 cascade; protein dephosphorylation. The record is from RefSeq and is a predicted model, not a curated record.
AUGAAUUCCUCAAACCCGCCCGCCAGGGGCAACAAUAAUGCCCAACUCCUCCAACCCACCUCAUUCCCAGCAGCACCCUACUCCUCGCGGGCCCCAUCACCACCAUACAUCCACGUCCCGCCACCGCUGCACCCCAAUCUCGCCAGAACAGACACCAUCCCCACCACCAACGACGCCACCCACCCCAGCACCGCCACCACCACCACCACCGACGACAACGACAUCCUCAUGACCAUCUACCCGUCCGCCACCGCCGCGCACACCACGCGGUUCACCCUGGCCCAGCUGCUCGCCAUCACGCAGGGCGGGCCCCAGCGCGCCCGCGCCUCCGUCUGGGUGUACGAGUCGCGCCGCGCCGCCCAGCCCAUCCUAGACUUCCUGUACCUCGGCCCCGCCAGCGCCGCCAAGGACCGCGCCUUUCUGCUGCACAAGGGCAUCACCAUGGUGCUGUGCGCGCGCGACGCGCGGUUUGCCACGGGCGGGAUGCUGGUGGGCGGGGCGAGGCGCGCCGUGGAGGGGUCUGGGGUAGUGGUCGAGGGCAUUGAUAUCGCGGAUGGGAGCGAGUUGGUGGGGGUUUUCUCGGUGGCGGCCCGCGUGGUGAAUGAGCAUCUGUUGGCGUUGGCCGAGGAGGGGAGGAGGGGAAAGGUGUUGGUGGUUUGUGAGACGGGGAAUGGGAGGUCUGCUGCGGUGGUGGCGGCGUAUUUGAUGGAGAUGUAUGGCCUGGGCAUCGUGCAUGCGGUGCAGUUUAUGCAGCUGCAGCGGUUCUGCGUCGCGCUGGGGGACGACCUCAAGUUUCAGCUGUCGACAUAUGAGGAUAUCCUCAGGGCCAAGGGGGAUGUCGGGAUCAUGAGCGGUCAGCAGCCCCAGGUGCAGCAGCAACCAGGGGAUAUGGGAUGGGAAAGGGCUGGUGGAAAUGUAAAGAGGAGGAUUGAGCAGACGAGGGAGGAUGCGGACGAGGAAGGCGGGGAUGACAUGGUGAUGGAUAUGGAUAAUGAGCGGUAUGCGAGUCGGAAUUUCGCGCCGUUUGUCGACCGCGAGGCGGUUGCCAACAGCGACUACGCCGGGUUGAAAGAGUCCUAA